This is a messenger RNA of Dioszegia hungarica, 1017 nucleotides long. RefSeq names its product Brix domain-containing protein. NCBI's taxonomy places the organism in Eukaryota, Fungi, Basidiomycota, Tremellomycetes, Tremellales, Bulleribasidiaceae. Gene Ontology annotation, molecular function: rRNA binding. Gene Ontology annotation, cellular component: nucleolus. The coding region runs from base 1 to 1017 and encodes 338 amino acids. The transcript has 4 exons. Gene Ontology annotation, biological process: maturation of LSU-rRNA from tricistronic rRNA transcript (SSU-rRNA, 5.8S rRNA, LSU-rRNA); ribosomal large subunit assembly. The record is from RefSeq and is a predicted model, not a curated record.
AUGUCUAUGCUGAGGACAAUCAAGCCAAAAAAUGCCCGGGUCAAGCGGGCAUUAGAUGAACGCGAGCCCAAGCUCGUCGAGAAUGAGAAAUCGGCCAUCUUUGUUCGUGGACAGAACACUAGCGAGAAAGUCCGGCUGGCAAUGAAGGACCUUUACUCGCUCAAGCGCCCAUCAGCUAUCUCCUUCUCGCGGAAGAACGAUAUCCACCCCUUCGAAGACGCUUCGUCACUUGAAUUCUUCGCUGGGAAGAACGAUGCCUCGCUCUUUCUCACCGGGCUGCAUAGCAAGAAGAGGCCCGACAACCUCAUCUUCACGCGGAUGUUCGAUGGGCGGGUAUUGGACAUGGUGGAAGUAGGAGUUGAUGCUAUCAGGGGAAUGAGCGAGUUUGAGUCCGUAAAGGCUUCGAUUGGUGUUCGGCCUUUAAUGGUCUUCCAUUCAGACCUGUUCGACACUCACCCAUCCUUCAUCGCCCUAAAAUCCAUCCUCCUCGACUUCUACAAUGGCCACGCCCUCCCAUCCCUCCCCCUCACAUCCGUUGAACACGUCAUCUCCAUCACCGCCGGUCCCCUCCCUCCCGCUCCCGUCCCCACAUCGACCAACCCGACUCCUACCCAGCCCCUCCCCAAAGUGCACUUCCGGGUCUACACCGUCGCGCUCCUCCCUGCCCCCGCAUCCGCCCCACCCCGGAUAAGUCUCACCGAGAUGGGCCCGUCCAUCGACCUCACCGUUCGGAGAAUACAAGAGGCGGACGAGGACAUGCUCAAGCAGGCCAUGAAGCGGCCCAAGAUGGAGAAGCGGACACAGUUGAGCGGUUUAGGCAAGAAGAGGAAGAACAUCGAGACGGACGAGAUGGGAGACAGGGUCGGACAGCUGCACUUCAAGAAGCAGGACUUGAAGGGUAUGCAGGGCAGGAAGAUGAAGGGGUUGAAGCCGGGUUUCGAGAACAGGGGGAAGCGAUCGCAGAUCAAGCUGCCGGGAGCCAAGGCGGGUGGAGCUGCGGAAGGAGACGACGAAUGA